AUGGGAAACUGCCUGGUGAUUCAAGACAGGAAGGAGAUCAAGAUCAUGAGCGUCUUGGACGGCGGCGAAGUCCUCAAGAUGCCAUCCCCGGGCAUGCACAGCUUGAAGAAGGUCCCGGCCGAAGCUGCCCUCUGCGAGCCCCUGCCGGCGGCAGCUGCUGCCGGCGUCGACGACCCCGCUGGCGCCGCCGUCAGGGUGAAGCUGGUGAUCAGCAAGCAGGAGCUCAAGAAGAUGCUCGACAAGGAGGGCAUGUCGCUAGACGACGUGGUGUCUCUCAUGCGCAAGGAAGCGAGUGACCGAGAACAGGAAGAGUUCUGCUGCGGAGGGUGGCGACCGGCGCUGGAGAGCAUACCGGAAGGCAGCGAUCUCUAG
This is a messenger RNA of Miscanthus lutarioriparius, 372 nucleotides long. The record is from the annotation of a GenBank genome assembly. Lineage: Eukaryota; Viridiplantae; Streptophyta; Magnoliopsida; Poales; Poaceae.